UUGUUUUAUUACAGAAAAUGGUCAAUUACAAGCUUACUUACUUCAAUGUUACCGGCUUGGCUGAGCCCAUCAGGCUCCUCUUGCACCAGAGCGGCAUCAAGUUCGAGGACAUAAGGUUCGACUUCGAAGAAUGGCCCAAAAUUAAACCCACCACGCCAUUGGGUCAAGUACCUGUUUUGGAAAUCGAUGGAAAACCCUUUGUUCAAUCGAAGGCUAUCGCUCGUUUCAUCGCAAGGAAGAACAAUC
Molecule: messenger RNA, 246 nt
Organism: Ceratina calcarata
Lineage: Eukaryota; Metazoa; Arthropoda; Insecta; Hymenoptera; Apidae
Product: glutathione S-transferase 1-like
Exons: 2
Biological process (GO): glutathione metabolic process
Molecular function (GO): glutathione transferase activity
Source: RefSeq, a predicted model, not a curated record